Molecule: messenger RNA, 912 nt
Organism: Rotaria sordida
Lineage: Eukaryota; Metazoa; Rotifera; Eurotatoria; Philodinida; Philodinidae
Source: the annotation of a GenBank genome assembly
AUGUUACGUUUAAUACCUUCAUUUAUUCGACAAUCACCUUUCAUUAUAUAUCGUUCAGCUAGUCGAUCAUCAAAUUCUCGUUCACAUGAUGAACCUCGUGUUCGUCUUCAUCCAGGAAAUCAAUAUACAGUAGAAGAAAUUGCUCAAAAUAUUCCCAAAGAACGUAAACAUGAAAUUGAAAAAUUAUAUGAAUUUGAAAAACUUGAAAUUAAUAAUCAACCUUCAACACGUGAUGAAUAUCGUCAUCAUAUCAAUCGUGGAAAAACAGGUGUAUUUGAUUUAGAUGAUAUUGUUCAAAUACUUCGUGAUGAACGUAUGAAAGAUAUAUGUGUUAUUGAAAUUCCACCAGAACAACAAUAUGCUCGAUAUUUAGUAUUAGCUACUGCUUUUAGUGCUCGUCAUUUGAAAAGUACAAGUGAAUAUAUUAAUAAAUUAUAUAAAGCUAAAAAAAAACCAAGUGAUCCUUACUUAAGUAAUGAAUGUCGUGAUGGUACAAAAUGGCAUGCUAUGGAUAUGGGUUAUAUUGUUUUACAUUUAAUGGAUGCUGAAAUGCGUGAACAAAAUGAUCUUGAAACAUUAUGGUGUGUCGGUCCAAAAUAUGAUGAUCAAGUAUAUACAAUACAACAAUCAUUAGAUGAAAUUAAAAAAAUGGAUGAACAAUUAAAAGAAGAAGAAGUAUUAACAGCUGCUGAUAAAUAUCGACCACUUGAUAAUCCAUAUUCACAUGUUCGAUAUCCACUCGAAGGUCCAGGACUAUUUCAAGAUCCACCACCACGAAAACAUAUGACAUUAAGUGAUCUUCCACAUAAAAAAAAUGUAGAAGAACAAACAAAUAUUGAAGUUGAAAAAGAAUUUAUUGAUUUACCAAGUGAUCCAAAACCACCGGUUUAUAAAGGACAAAAAGUUAACUGA